AUGUCAUCGUUCGACCCGGAGACCCAAGACUCUACCUCGAAAAGCGAGGGAAAGCCCGAUGCCUGUGGACUUGCCUCGGCCUACUUUCGGGAGAUUGCGGAGAAGGGUGACGAUUGCUCCGACACCACCUCCUUCUUUGCCCUCUUUGUCAUCAAGACGGUCGGCGAGUGGGAGUGCCUCACCUCAGCGUCAGGAGAUGCCUCGGCGUUGGAAACGGGGCGAGAGGAGGUGACGGAGGCCGAUCCUUCGCUGAAUGAUCCUUGGAUGGGCCGAGACAAGUCCUUGCAGUGGGCGACAGCUCACGUGGAAUCAGGGGUAGCAAUUGGUACUGUGGAUGGGAUGGUGGUCAGUGGAGCCCUGGUCCAGCUGGCGCAUGCCUUGAAUCUUUUCCUUUUUCCACGAGGGGAAGGUGAUUGCGAUGACACCCGCAUGAUUGGACAUCCUGAGCAGGCCAAGCCGGUGUGGGAGAAGCUGAAGGCAGAGCUCACCUUCGGUGAGUGGCGAGAUGAGCAGCUUGACCUAGCCCGCACGCUGGUAGGGCUGGCACGCGCAGUGGCCAAACACAGUCUAGUGUUAUCGGCUUGGGAGGGAGUCGAAGUUGAAGACAUUGCUUUCUUGCUUGGAGACCGUGCACCAGGAACUCUGCGGAAUCACCUUUCAGGUUGGCGUAGGCAUCGGGCGGAACGAAUGAUCCGGCUAGCCACAUUCUUGGCGCUCUCUUUCAUGGCAUUGAGGGACUCGGUGCUUCGCUGGGAAAAGUUGUGGAAAAAUAUGUGGAACCGGCUGGUGGUGGAAAACAUUCUGCAACAACCACAUUGA
Molecule: messenger RNA, 819 nt
Organism: Cladocopium goreaui
Lineage: Eukaryota; Dinophyceae; Suessiales; Symbiodiniaceae
Source: the annotation of a GenBank genome assembly